Molecule: messenger RNA, 1523 nt
Organism: Pygoscelis adeliae (Adelie penguin)
Lineage: Eukaryota; Metazoa; Chordata; Aves; Sphenisciformes; Spheniscidae
Gene: EXD1
Product: exonuclease 3'-5' domain containing 1
Exons: 11
Coding region: 1-1314 (437 amino acids)
Biological process (GO): nucleobase-containing compound metabolic process
Molecular function (GO): nucleic acid binding; 3'-5' exonuclease activity
Source: RefSeq, a predicted model, not a curated record
AUGCACGCUGUGUCGCAGGUGGCGUGGGCAGCCUCCCACGCCGAGCGUGGCCGCCGCUCUCCACGGAGCGCCCUGAAGAACUUGGAAACCGGCAGAAGCACUCCAGGAGUAAAGAUGUUUUUUGGCCGUGAAAUUAUCGAUGUGGAAUUGCUGGAUGAACCAGAGUCAGGGAACGGAACAGCAAUGCUUUCUGAGUUCACUUCAGGUGUUGAAGGGAACAAACAAGCAGACACAGGACCAGCAGCAGAUUGUGGCGCACGGAGUUCUCCUUGCGUUUUCCUAGAGAGCCAGCUCAGAGCCUCAAAUAGCUUAAAAUACUCCCUUUCAGAGAAUAAGGAAGAAGAGAAUGUGGAGUACACAGUUGUUGAUUGUUUCCAGCAGAAAUUUGGCCCAGCAGUGCUGCACCUAAAACAGCAGUGUGUUGUCAGUAUAGCAGCAGAAGGUGUUAAUUUGUGUCGUCAUGGAAAACUCUCAUGGCUUGAGAUAGCAACAAAGAGCCGUAUUUUUCUAUUUGAUAUCUUCCGACUGGGACCUCAGGCUUUCAAAAAUGGAUUACAAAUGGUGUUGGAAGAUAAAAACAUCUUGAAGGUUAUGCAUGACUGCCGCUGGAUCUCGGACUGCCUCUUUCACCAGUAUGGUGUCCUUCUCUUCAAUGUCUUUGAUACACAGGUUGCUGAUGCUCUGCAGUUCUCAAUGGCAACAGGUGGCUUCCUUCCGCACCGUGUCUGCACAUUACAGGAGUGUUUGAUGCAGCACUUGAAGAUACCUUCCAAAUGGGAUGCCAUCAUGAAGUGCACGCAGCAGAUGGCUUCAGAGAAUCCUGACAUAUGGUUCUUGAGACCCCUUCCAGCUUCUCUGCUUAAAGCACUUGCUCUGAGGGCUAUGUACCUUCUGCUGCUCCACUCAUCUCUGAUGGAUAAUUUGAUGUCUGACCUAACGGCUGUAGUACAUGAUUAUUUAAAUGCUUAUAGGACUGGGUCUGGAGAUCACCUUGGGAGCACAAAGCCCACUUGCAUGGAGCUGCCAGAGGAGCUCCGUCAGCUGGCAGACAUCCAGAAGCUGCGAAGGGACAAAGCAAUAAAAGACUACAAAAUGAAUGAGGAUGGUCUUUUGAUCAGACCAGCCAUGGAAUUAAAAGAGAGAAACGAUCCUCAGAAGGAUGGAAACUACAGAGACGACGAUUGCUUUCCCAAAAGUAAAGUGGUGUCUCAAAUCACAUCAUGCUACAAUCAGGAUGUACUUUGUCAAGAAAAGCUUGAAAAUCAAAAUCAAGUGGUAAAUCUGUGGAAGAACCUUAAACUGACCUCAAGCUAGCUGUACGAAUCUAAUUUCUGAUACAGGUGACUUGAUGAGCUUAGACUGGGUAUUUGAAGACAUCCAAAUGAAAAAAGGGGCUAUUCCCCAUGCAGAAGUGUCAAACAAAAGCUCCUUUCUUUACAAUGACAGGUAAACCCAUUGUUGAAUGGAAAUAAUGAUGGUCUUUCGUACAAAGGAAAUUCCUUCUGUGUCUGACUGUUCUUCUU